GCACGCCGAGAUGCGGCACGACAUCCUCAGUACAUCCACUCGGCAACUCCCAACCCACACUCCCAUCAAUCAUCAUCACUCUCCUCCAUCAUUCAGAGCGCCUGUGCCUCGUAUCCCCUCGGUGCUGCCUGGGUUGGGAUGGAACUGGGAGCUCCAGCUUGUCCGCCGCCGCCGUGGCGUCGCCGUCUUCUCUGCUCCGCCGCGCUUGUCCUCUUCCUCUGCCUCUGGGUUACUUCCAAGGCCGAUCAACAACUUGCUGAGUUACCGCCAAGAGGAUGGAAUUCCUAUGAUUCCUUUUCAUGGAUUGUUGAUGAAAAUGCAUACAUGCAAAAUGCUAAGAUCUUGGCAGAAAAGUUACUCCCACAUGGAUAUCAGUAUGCAGUUAUUGAUUUCCUUUGGUAUCGGAGGUAUGUCGAUGGGGCAUACACAGAUUCAUAUGGAUUUGACAACAUCGAUGAAUGGGGUCGACCAUUUCCUGACCUCCAAAGAUUCCCAUCAUCCAAAGGUGAUAAAGGGUUCGGUCAAAUUGCCAAUAAGGUUCAUGAGAUGGGCUUGAAAUUCGGCAUCCAUUUAAUGAAAGGAAUAAGUACUCAGGCUUUUAAUGCAAAUACACCCAUCUUGGACAUUCAUACGGGAAAAUCCUAUGUAGAGAAUGGUCGAGAAUGGACAGCUCGUGAUAUAGGGCUGGUCCAUAGAACAUGUGCCUGGAUGCCACAUGGAUUUAUGAGUGUAAAUACGGAUAUUGGAGCUGGAAGGGCAUUUUUAAGAUCACUAUACCGACAGUAUGCUGAUUGGGGUGUUGAUUUUGUGAAGGUUGAUUGUAUCUUUGGUACUGAUUAUAGCCCGAAAGAAAUAACCACUGUUUCAGAGCUCCUGCGAGAGCAUGACCGCCCAAUCGUCCUAUCCAUCUCACCUGGAACUGAAGUCACUACAGCAUUAGCUGAGAAUAUCAGCGAGUAUGUUAACAUGUAUAGGAUAACAGGAGAUGAUUGGGACAACUGGAAAGAUGUUAGUUCACAUUUUACUGUGUCAAGUACGUUUGCUGCUGCAAACAAGAUCGGGGCCAUGGGAUUACGUGGAAGAUCUUGGCCAGACUUGGACAUGCUUCCAUUUGGCUGGCUUACUGAUCCGGGAGCAAAUCAGGGCCCUCAUAGGACAUGUAAUCUUACAUUUGAUGAACAGAAAUCACAGAUGACACUUUGGUCAAUGGCUAGGUCGCCUCUCAUGUAUGGAGGAGAUUUGAGACAUCUCGACGAUAGUACAUUAAGCAUAAUUACCAAUCCUACUUUAUUGAAGAUAAACCACUACAGUAAAAAUAACAUGCAGUUCCAUUAUGUUCAUGGUGAAAGGACUUCCAUUAUGGGAGAUUCUGGUCACUUGAGUUCUGAGGACCUGACAAAGCAUGAUGGCAUGAUUGUUGGUCUCACUUCCUGUGCCGAUGAAAAAGCUAAUGGAUGGUUUGUAUUAUCACAAGAUGGGAAAUCAGAUCAUAUAUGCAGGAACUAUGGAACAGGGAACAGCAAAAAUAUCUCAUUUUGCCUAGGAAAAACCAAACCUCUUCUUGCAUCGGAUGAUGUUAUCAUGGACAAUGAAGAAUACCAAGAAAAGUUUCACCUGGGAGUUGUAGACAUUAAUGAUUCUUGUUUGGAUGCAUCUGCUAGUCGUCGGCAGACUGCCUCAGAGACUAAUCUCCUAAUGUUCUCCAGGUGCAAGUGGCAUGCAAAGCAGAUGUGGGAGCUGAAUGACAGGGGAAACCUUGUGAGCAGCUAUUCAAGAUUAUGUGCCACAGUGGAAUCUAGCAAGGAAGGAGUAGGUGUUACUGGACUUCGUGCAUGGAUUGCAACCGGAAAUAAAGGAGAAAUUUACCUGGCGUUCUUCAACCUGGACUCGACAAACAGGAAGAUAAGCGCAAGAAUAUCAGACCUGGAAAAGGUUCUCGGGAAGGCGUUUGUCCGGAAACACUCGUGCAGCUGCACUGAAGUCUGGAGCGGGAAGAAUCUUGGUGUCGUCACCGAAGAGAUCUCAGCCGUGGUAAACCCACACGGCUCCGUGCUGUUUGAAAUGACAUGUUAGGUUUGGCGCAAAUUUCUCACAGGGUAGAAAAUAAAUAAAAUAAAUAUUGGCGGUGAGACUGCAACGAUUAUCCGAUGUAAAUCCUGCCUGUGUUAAAAACUGAGUAAUAAUUGACCGCUUCGUCCCCCCA
Molecule: messenger RNA, 2203 nt
Organism: Brachypodium distachyon (stiff brome)
Lineage: Eukaryota; Viridiplantae; Streptophyta; Magnoliopsida; Poales; Poaceae
Exons: 14
Coding region: 139-2073 (644 amino acids)
Biological process (GO): carbohydrate metabolic process
Molecular function (GO): hydrolase activity, hydrolyzing O-glycosyl compounds
Source: RefSeq, a predicted model, not a curated record